AUGUUUCUGAACGUUAUAUCUCAUUCAGAUGCAAAUAAUUUAUAUACAAAAAUUCCCCUCUGCGAGUAUUGUGAAGGUACAGUCUUAAACUGUCAUUGUUUGUUUUUUAAAGAACUCAAUGAUGGAACGAUUCCUUUUACUGAAAAUGUUGAGAAAGAAUUGCAAGAAAUCGAAUGUCAGAUGAUAAACACACCCAAGUCUUUAGGAAAACAGUUAAAAAAUCGUUUACAAUUCCUAAUAUAUUCAUUAAAGUUUAAUUGGGAUUUUGUGCCUUUUAGGGAGCGUUUAAAUCAUAGUAAGAUAGUGACCAAAAAGGUCUACAGAUCAGAUAAUGUCAUAAACCAUUUCUUAGCGGAAAUGUCGCCCUAUGAGGAUAUUGUGACACGAUGUGGCACGAAGUUAAAUCUCCACUUAUUGGUAAUCCACAAUAUAUACAAUAUAUUUAUUGAGUCUAGGAAUUUUUUUCUAGAAAGUGUAUUUGGAACGUAUUGUCCAGUUUACUUUAGAAACAACAAACUUAUCGAUUAUGAUGGUUUAUCGUACAAAACCCAACAAAAGACAUUAGCGCAAACAAAAAUGUUAGAGCAAGAGAAACAGCUAAAGGCUAAACGGAUGUAUAACCCAUCCAAUAAGAACGUAUUUUGGGCAAUAAGGCUCUUGAAUUUUGAAAAAGAGUACAGUUAUUCGAAGGUUUGCAAUAUGGCCCUCCAACACCAAAACCCUUGGGUUAGGUAUCAUGAAGGGUUGAAUAUAUUUCCAAGGAAACAUAUUCUUAGAAGAUGGUUAAAUAAAAGGUGGCAGUGGGAAACUAUUAUUGACUAUAUAUUUAAAGAGCUAGGUCCUUGUUGUCACUUUUUGGAGAAUUGUUCGAACGAAGAAAAUCUACUGGAAAGACAGGUUACCACAAACAAUUCAGACACAGUAUUCCAAGCACAAGGAGUAUUAGAAACAGCUAGCCCUCUAGAUUAUGAUAUCUUUGAAGAGGCAUUUCAGAAAUUAGUGUAUAUAUGUAAUACUGAUAUUCCAAAAGAAAGUAAACCACUAAAUAAUUUUUCUAUACGGACAAUAUAA
Molecule: messenger RNA, 1071 nt
Organism: Maudiozyma barnettii
Lineage: Eukaryota; Fungi; Ascomycota; Saccharomycetes; Saccharomycetales; Saccharomycetaceae
Exons: 1
Coding region: 1-1071 (356 amino acids)
Source: RefSeq, a predicted model, not a curated record